Camelina sativa (false flax) is the source of this 2790-nucleotide messenger RNA. RefSeq names its product G-type lectin S-receptor-like serine/threonine-protein kinase SD1-13. Lineage: Eukaryota; Viridiplantae; Streptophyta; Magnoliopsida; Brassicales; Brassicaceae. Gene Ontology annotation, biological process: protein phosphorylation; recognition of pollen. Gene Ontology annotation, cellular component: plasma membrane. The record is from RefSeq and is a predicted model, not a curated record. Gene Ontology annotation, molecular function: ATP binding; protein serine/threonine kinase activity.
AAUGGAUUUGAAAAUUGACUUGUAGUCAAUAGUUUUUUCAACUCUUUGGACAUAUAAAUACGGAUAAAUGAAGCUCCAUGUUUCUAUGAGAAAAAUAAAUUGGCUAUAAGCGAUUGCCUGAGAGAGAACACAUGGGUCGUUUCCUUCUUAUUGUUACAUUGUCUUUUUGCUCUUUAAGGUUAUGUUUUGCUGGGGAUGUUUUCUCGUUCUCUAGCGAGCUCAAGGACUCGGAGACACUCGUCUCCAAUCGCAGCACCUUCAGGUUUGGUUUCUUCAGUCCGGUUAACUCCACGGGUCGCUACGCAGGAAUUUGGUUCAAUAAAAUUUCUACGCCGCCUGCGGUGGUUUGGGUAGCAAACAGAGACAGCCCGAUCAAUGACUCUUCAGGAGUGAUUGUGAUAUCCAAAGACGGGAAUCUCGUGAUUAAGGAUGGUCGCGGACGGGUUCACUGGUCGACAUAUUUCUCACAACCAGUAGCUGCUAACACCACAUAUGCAAGGCUUCUGAAUACAGGGAACCUUGUACUGCAAGGAAUUUCAAACAGUGGAGAUAAGAUUCUGUGGGAGAGUUUCCAGCAUCCUCAAAAUACAUUCUUGCCAACAAUGAUAGUUUCUACUGAUUCAAGAACAGGGAGGAGCCUUAAGCUUGGAUCUUGGAAAAACCGUUUUGAUCCUUCGCCUGGUCGCUACUCUGCUGGUGUGAUACCUUUACCAUUUCCGGAGCUUGCCAUCUGGAAAGAUGAUUUUAUGGUGUGGCGUAGCGGCCCGUGGAAUGGUCAGUACUUUAUUGGACUACCAGAAAUGAAUUUCGGCGUCAAUCUUUACGAGUUUACCCUUGAUAAUAACAACCAAGGAUCCGUCUCCAUGUCAUAUACCAAUCAUGACGCGCUGUUCCAUUUUUUCUUGGACUCCGAUGGGUAUGUGGUGGAGAAAUACUGGAACGAGGGUAAGCAAGAAUGGAGGACCGGGAUACUGUUUCCAUCAAAUUGUGAUAUAUAUGGUAAAUGUGGCCAAUUCGCCAGUUGUCAAUCCCGGUUAGAUCCACCUUGCAAGUGCAUUAGAGGGUUUGAGCCGCGUAGUCAUGCGGAGUGGAACAGAGGAAACUGGACUCGGGGAUGCGUAAGAAAGAAGCCGUUGCAGUGCGAGAGACGAGACAAUAAUGGAAGUAGAGAGGGUGAUGGGUUUGUGAGAUUGAUAAAGAUGAAGGUGCCCAACAAUCCACAGCGAUAUAAAGUCAGCGAACAAGACUGUCCUGAAAGCUGUCUGAAAAACUGUUCUUGUACGGCUUACACUUACGGCCAAGGGAUGGGCUGUCUUCUUUGGAGCGGAAACUUGAUCGAUAUGCAGCAGUAUUUGGGCUCUGGUGUUCCUCUUUACAUCCGUCUGGCAGGUUCAGAGCUCAAAUCCUCAAGCAAUCGAUCACUUGUGAUCGCAAUCACGUUGGUAGGGUGCACAGUUUUUGUCGCGGUGAUUGUUCUGUUGGCACUGCGGAAGUUGGUUAAGCGCAGAGAGAAAAACAGAAACACAAGGUUACUAUUUGAGAGGAUGGAAGCUUUAAAUAAUAAUGAGCCUGGAGCAAUACGUGUGAAUCAAAAAAAGCUUAAAGAGCUACCAUUGUUCGAGUAUCAAAUAUUAGCUGCAGCAACUGACAAUUUCGCUAUCACAAACAAGCUCGGGGAAGGAGGCUUUGGUUCUGUUUACAAGGGGAAAUUACGAGAAGGGCAAGAGAUCGCUGUGAAGAGGCUAUCACAAACGUCUGGACAAGGACUCGAAGAAUUUGUGAAUGAGGUGGUCGUGAUUUCUAAGUUGCAACACCGGAACCUCGUCAGAUUGCUUGGAUUCUGCAUUGAAGGAGAAGAAAGGAUGCUGGUCUAUGAGUUUAUGCCAGGAAAUUCUUUGGAUGCAUAUCUAUUUGACCCGGUGAAGCAAAGAAUUCUUGACUGGAAGAAGCGGUUUAACAUAAUCGAUGGGAUUUGCAGAGGUCUUAUGUACCUUCACAGAGAUUCAAGACUAAGGAUCAUACACAGAGAUCUAAAAGGCAGCAAUAUCUUGUUAGAUGAGAAUCUCAACCCGAAGAUAUCUGAUUUUGGGCUUGCCAGGAUUUUCCGGGGGAAUGAGGAUGAAGCAAGCACCCUUAGAGUGGUUGGAACAUAUGGUUAUAUGGCACCCGAAUACGCAUUGGGAGGAUUGUUCUCAGAGAAAUCUGACGUUUUCAGCUUAGGGGUCAUACUCUUAGAGAUUGUAAGUGGGAGAAGAAACUCAAGCUUCUACAAUGAUGAGCAGAAUCUAAAUCUUUCAGCUUAUGCAUGGAAACUAUGGAACGAUGGGGAGAUUACCACUCUCGUGGAUCCGGCCAUCCUUGAAAAGUGUUUUGAAAAUGAAAUACGCAGAUGCGUGCACAUUGGACUGUUAUGUGUACAAGAUCACGCAAAUGAUAGACCGAGCGUUUCAACGGUGAUUUGGAUGCUAAGUAGUGAGAACUCAAACCUUCCACAGCCAAAGCAACCCGCGUUUAUUGCUAGAAGGGGCACUAAAGAAGUUGAAUCUUCGGGACAAAGCCACCCAAGAGCAUCGAUCAACAAUGUGAGCCUCACAGAAAUAACAGGACGUUAGCUCUGUAAGUGAGAUAAACAUACCUUAGCUUUGACAGAAUAUAUAGUUAUAUAUCUGUAUAUGCAAGAGUAAUUUAUAGGAUAAGAAGUUAUAAAUUUAGAAUCUGGUAAGGUUAUUGUAUGAGGUCGCAUAAAUAUAUAGAACAUGUGUAUUGUAAACAGAGCAUCUGAGAAAAUUU